Messenger RNA from Diospyros lotus (date-plum), 564 nucleotides. RefSeq names its product senescence-specific cysteine protease SAG39-like. Gene Ontology annotation, biological process: proteolysis. The transcript is spliced from 2 exons. Lineage: Eukaryota; Viridiplantae; Streptophyta; Magnoliopsida; Ericales; Ebenaceae. Gene Ontology annotation, molecular function: cysteine-type peptidase activity. The coding region runs from base 1 to 564 and encodes 187 amino acids. The record is from RefSeq and is a predicted model, not a curated record.
AUGACUGGGUUCAAACAUCCUAAAUAUACACAAAGUAAUGGCUACGAAGAUCAAGAUCAAGAUUUUGGCCUUCGUGGCCAUGCUUUGUGGAUUUUGAGGAUGUUUGGAGGGCCUCUUGAGGCAGCAUAUGGUGAUGAUAAUGAUGAAGGAAACCUCGCAGCCAAGAUAAAUGGGUACGAAGAAGACCUGCCUGCAAACCGUGAGAGUGCCCUUCAGAAGGCCGUUGGUAAUCAGUCCGUCUCGGUCGCCAUCGACGCCGGCGGCUUCGACUGGAGUGGAGUCUUCACAGGAGAGUGUGGCGCCGAAGUCGAUCACGGUGGGAGGGACGACGAUGGGACUAAGUAUUGGCUGGUGGGGCAUGUCGUGGGGGGAACUGGAGAAGGGUACAUAAGGAUGGACAUUGGCAAAAUAAGGAUGCCAAAGAGGGGCUUAAUUUGUGGCAUCGCCAUGCAGGCUUCAUACCCCACUGCCCACUGCCCACUGCCUGGUGUUAACAAGAACUGCUGCUGCUGCAUAUACAUAGCUUGUACUUUCCCUGUAUUGGAUCAACCUGAACUUAGUUGA